CGGCAUCAGAUAGCUGUUGCUUGCAAUGCUUGCCGCCGCAGAAAGACAAAGUGCGAUGGCCAUCGUCCUGUCUGCUCGGUCUGCGUCACAAAGAACUCGGAAUGUACCUGGUCGGCGGAUCCAGAUGCCACGCCCAUGGUUGCCAUCAAGCGAAAGUACCAAAACCUGGAAGCCGAAUCGCGCGAUCUCCAAGACCUCGUCCAGAUGUUGAUGGAUCGUCCACGCCAAGAGGCAAUCUUCAUCCUCGACCACAUGCGUAGGACCCGAGACGCUUCCUCGACCCUUGCCUUUAUCAAGGACGGAGACCUGCUC
Messenger RNA from Aureobasidium melanogenum CBS 110374, 312 nucleotides. RefSeq lists its product as uncharacterized. Lineage: Eukaryota; Fungi; Ascomycota; Dothideomycetes; Dothideales; Saccotheciaceae. The annotation marks the transcript as partial. Gene Ontology annotation, biological process: regulation of DNA-templated transcription. The record is from RefSeq and is a predicted model, not a curated record. Gene Ontology annotation, molecular function: zinc ion binding; DNA-binding transcription factor activity, RNA polymerase II-specific. The transcript is spliced from 2 exons.